CGGCGUUACAGGCGCAUUCACCCCGAAUACAACCUCCGCAUAACAUUAAAUCUAUCAAAUCCUAUAACUCGGCAUGUUAUCUCCCGCUCUACGAAUCGGACAUUAGUGCGUACAAGAUUUGUGUCACUGUUAUGGCUAUAAAUAUAGUCGCCUACAUAUCUGGGUAUCGUGAUAAUAAAACGGAACGGACAGCUACGAGGGCGUAGCUCAGAAGAGAAGAGAAGAGCGCAGCGUGACAGCGGGCACGGGCAGCAUGUUCGCAGCGGGUCGGUAGUGCAGAAAGGUCGCGGUCGGUUUGGCGCGUGCGCGGAUCGAUCGCGCGGCAUCGACCGCGCGGGGCGGGGCGCCGUGAGCUCAGUCGCGCGCGGCAACAGCGUGCGAGCGCGCGCACCUCUGCACGUGCAUGGCGCGCCUGACUGGAUGCCUCGCGCCUUCGGGGAAUGGCUUCGUCUGAGGAAGAGACGUCUACCGCGUCGAUCCCUGACAAUGACUGCCUCAGUAUCCGAAAAUGGUGGUGCUUUCUUCUGUCGUCGAUCUUCACUUUCCUCGCGGGGCUGCUGGUGGUGGUGGUAUGGCGCGCGUGCGCGUUCGUCUGCUGCCGCAAGGAGCCGGAGCUCGCUCCCAACGACCCCAAGCAAAAAGAGCAGAAGGCGGCGCGGCAGGGCAAACAGGAGUUCGAGGGCACCUUCAUGACCGAGGCCAAGGACUGGGCCGGCGAACUUAUCUCCGGUCAAACCACCACUGGACGAAUACUGGUAGUGUUGGUGUUCAUCCUGAGUAUAGCAUCACUUAUCAUCUACUUCAUUGACGCGUCCAGUGAGGAGGUGGAGCGAUGCCAGAAAUGGAGUGGCAAUAUGACGCAGCAGAUCGACCUCGCCUUCAAUAUAUUUUUUAUGGUCUACUUUUUUAUAAGAUUUAUAGCAGCUAGUGACAAACUAUGGUUCAUGCUCGAGAUGUAUUCAUUUGUAGAUUAUUUCACGAUACCCCCAUCCUUUGUAUCAAUAUAUCUGGAUAGAACGUGGAUAGGGCUAAGGUUUCUCAGAGCUCUACGCUUAAUGACCGUGCCUGAUAUUUUGCAGUACCUCAAUAUAUUAAAAACAUCGAGCUCGAUUCGUUUGGCGCAAUUAGUUUCUAUAUUCAUAUCAGUGUGGCUUACAGCUGCAGGUAUUAUUCAUUUGCUGGAAAAUUCCGGCGACCCGCUGGAGUUUGAGAACGCGCAGAAACUAUCAUACUGGACAUGUGUGUACUUUCUUAUAGUCACCAUGUCCACAGUAGGUUAUGGUGAUGUGUUCUGUCACACAGUACUUGGCAGAACCUUUUUGGUUUUUUUUCUCCUCGUUGGCUUGGCAAUGUUCGCUAGUAGCAUUCCCGAAAUUAUAGAGCUGGUAGGAAGUAGGUCCAAGUACAGUGGCGAGCUGAAGCGUGAACAUGGAAAAAGGCAUAUUGUUGUAUGUGGCCACAUUACAUACGAAUCAGUGAGCCAUUUUUUAAAAGACUUCCUACAUGAAGACAGAGAAGACGUAGAUGUUGAGGUUGUUUUUUUACACAGGAAACCGCCCGACUUGGAGCUCGAAGGCCUGUUCAAGAGACACUUUACCACUGUGGAAUUCUUUCAAGGCACCAUUAUGAACCCAAUCGACCUACAGAGGGUAAAAGUACACGAAGCCGAUGCCUGUUUAGUGCUAGCCAAUAAAUACUGCCAAGACCCAGAUGCUGAAGAUGCUGCCAACAUCAUGAGGGUCAUCUCCAUCAAGAAUUAUUCAGAUGACAUCAGAGUUAUCAUCCAACUCAUGCAAUAUCACAAUAAGGCCUAUCUUCUCAACAUUCCAUCUUGGGAUUGGAAGCAGGGUGACGACGUGAUCUGUUUAGCAGAACUGAAGCUGGGCUUCAUCGCGCAAAGCUGCCUCGCACCAGGCUUCUCCACCAUGAUGGCGAACCUCUUCGCUAUGAGGAGUUUCAAGACGUCCCCCGACACACAAGCUUGGCAGAACGAUUACCUGCAGGGUACUGGCUGUGAGAUGUACACGGAGACUCUGUCGACAUCGUUUACUGGGAUGACCUUCCCUCAAGCGAGCGAGUUAUGCUUCACAAAACUCAAACUGCUACUGCUAGCAAUAGAAAUCAAGGGUGAAGAAGGAGCGGAUAGCAAAAUUUCCAUCAAUCCUCGAAACGCGAAGAUAUUGGCCAACACGCAAGGGUUUUUUAUAGCACAAUCAGCUGAUGAAGUAAAGAGAGCCUGGUUCUACUGUAAAGCCUGCCAUGAAGACAUAAAAGACGAAACGCUCAUCAAGAAGUGCAAAUGCAAAAACUAUGUCGGAAUGAUGAUGAUGCAGACUGGGAUGGUGAAACAAAAUCUUAAUACAUAUCGAGGUUGUCUCGACGUGGCCACAUUCAGGAAGGGCGUACGAGCCGUCCAGAUGGUUGGCAGGGCAAAUGACCACCAUCCUCCCCCCACCUUCACGCCGCCAGAGUUGCCCAAGAAGGUCCAUGUUCGAGGUGAGAUUGCAAGAGAAAGAGGAGAGGAUAUGAGUUUGAUCAACCGGAACCAUCGGAACGCGGUACCACCGGGUCUCAUAUCUCCGAUGGCCAACACGCUGAUCAACACUUCGACCACGCGCCAAGUCAACAAGGUGAAACCCAACGUGAAUAGAGCGCCGCCGGACACGAAUCCGCAGGAGCAAGAUACGAAUUACCAGGCCUAUCACCUUGCCUACGAAGUCAAAAAGCUCAUGCCAACAAGCAGGAGUAGCGGUGGUAACCAAAACAGCAACGGUGUAAGUUUGCCAGCCGGCCUGGCGGAUGACCAGUCGAAAGACUUCGACUUUGAAAAGACUGAAAUGAAGUACGACUCCACUGGAAUGUUCCACUGGAGUCCCGCCAGGAACCUGGAGGAUUGUAUAUUGGACAGAAACCAAGCGGCCAUGACGGUGCUCAACGGACACGUAGUAGUGUGCCUGUUCGCUGACCCGGAUUCCCCCCUCAUCGGUCUCCGUAACCUGGUGAUGCCGCUAAGAGCGUCCAAUUUUCACUACCACGAACUCAAACACGUGGUGAUCGUCGGCAGCGUAGAGUACAUUAGAAGAGAAUGGAAGAUGCUUCAAAACUUACCGAAGAUAUCUGUACUGAAUGGUUCACCGCUAAGCCGGGCCGACUUGCGUGCAGUUAAUGUCAACCUAUGUGACAUGUGCUGCAUCCUGUCAGCGAAGGUGCCAUCGAAUGAUGACCCGACGUUGGCUGACAAGGAAGCUAUCUUGGCUUCGUUGAACAUCAAAGCCAUGACGUUCGACGACACCAUAGGAGUGUUGAGUGCGGGAGUCGGCACCAACGGGAGCAGCACCACGCAACCGCCCAGCGGCACUGCACCUGCGCCCGUGCUGUUGCAGCGGAGAGGAUCGGUUUACGGUGCCAAUGUGCCUAUGAUUACUGAGCUGGUGAACGACAGCAACGUACAGUUCCUGGACCAGGACGACGACGAUGAUCCCGACACCGAGCUGUACCUCACGCAGCCGUUCGCCUGCGGCACCGCCUUCGCGGUCAGCGUGCUCGACUCUCUCAUGUCUACCACCUACUUCAAUCAGAAUGCCUUAACGCUGAUCCGUUCGCUGAUCACGGGCGGCGCUACUCCUGAGCUGGAGUUGAUCCUAGCCGAGGGAGCCGGACUCCGAGGGGGAUACUCGACGCCAGAGAGUUUAGCUAACAGAGACCGGUGUAGAGUUGGCCAGAUAUCCCUCUACGACGGUCCGCUCGCGCAAUUCGGGGAGGCCGGCAAGUACGGUGACCUGUUCGUGGCAGCGCUUCGCUCCUACGGGAUGCUCUGUAUAGGCCUCUACAGGUUCCGGGACACGUCGUCCUCAUGCGAUGCGAGCAGCAAGCGAUAUGUGAUCACGAACCCACCUGAUGACUUCAGUUUACUGCCCACUGAUCAGGUGUUCGUCCUAAUGCAAUUCGACCCGGGCGUAGAGUACCGAUCGAACCGACGCGCGGGCUCGGCGACGGGCAGCGGCGGCAAGGACGACGCCUCCUGACUAUUGCUGUGCAGCGCCCUCACAGACGGACCCUACUCCUACAUCUAGGCGGGGGCCGUCCGCGGCCGCAACUAGCGACCCAGGGACGCUCCGGCCCUGGACUAGUUGCGCCCGCGCACACACAACACUCCGACAAUCCAACCCUGACCGACUCGGCGGACCCCUCCUAGUGUUUUCUUUCUUUACAUAUCCCACAGUUUUCACACGACGGACACAGCACCGCAACUCACAAACUCUGAUGCACUUAGAAGACACGUGGUCGACCUCUUUUUUUUGUGGUUUCAAUUGGGCAACGAAUUGACUGCAAUUGGAGCAGAUUUCAAAACAGGUUGGCGACAUAUCAAUGUUACUCGUACAACCUAACCAACCAGGAUUAGCCCGAAUUCGUUCACGUUUAAUUGUCCAUGCAGUAUUUUAGUCGCCCGAUUUUUUUUUUUAUUUAAAUACAAAUUGCACCAUUCCGGCCUCAUAUAAAACCUGUGUACCGACUACAAGUAUGAAAAUAUAUGCAGAGUGAUACAAUCCAUAAUUUGUAUUCGUCGAUCAUUGAUCAUAUUUAAUAAAUGUUAGGCGAGCUUUCGGUGUUUCAGAGUUUUAGUGGUGAAAUUUGUUUAGUAGGACGAAUAAUAUCGCGUCGUUUACAUAUAGCGGGCAGUGCAUAGUAGAACUACUACAAGUUUGGAUUGCUUCGCUCUGUGUUACAUAAGGCACACUGCACAUUUCUUUUCGAGAGAGUAGGUAAGGUAUUAACCGGUAUGUUACCACUCAAACGAGUGUAGGACAUCUUAUAAAUGGUGAUGGUGAAUAUUUUUAAUUUAAAGGAGAUCAAAUGCUCAAUAUUAAUGGAACCUUUUAAACUUUUAAUUGCAUGACAGAAGUAGAUAUGUUCGUGGGACAAUUUUUAUGAUAUUGCAUAUUACUAUAUAUUGAUGUAUAUAGCUUUUCUCUUUAUUUAGAAUAUCCAUUCCUUAUUCAGUAGUUUUUCUCGCAUCACGUAUUUAAGGCGCUAUAUUUACGAAGCUAAAAUAUAAAUAUUUUAAGCAUUUAAAAAUUUCAUCGACUGAUUGAUUGUUAAGCACUUCACACGUCGAUUAUGUUUUUAUGUUGUUAUUGACUCACUUUAAAUAUAGCUAAGAUUUUUUUUUUAAUUUUAUUUUAUCGUUUUGUUGAAUUCGUACUGAAUUCACAAAUUCUAGUUAUAAGGGCUCGCAUAUUUUUUUUUUUUUUUUACAACAAAUCUUUAUGGUAGCGACCUGCGUACACCAUUAUUUCCAUUGUUCAUAGACUCAUCUUUUUACACAUUAUGUAUACAUUUAUUAUAGUUAGUUAUUAGUUGACCAUUUUCGUGUUAAUCUGUGCAACGUGUACCUGCAACUUACUGUCACAUCUACACGAAAAUGCAACUGUACUUUUAGACUUUUAGUUGAACUAUUCACAUUUUAGUGUCAUAUUUUGUUUAUUUUUUUAAUAAAACUAUUAAGCUUUGUUUUUA
Messenger RNA from Galleria mellonella (greater wax moth), 5517 nucleotides. RefSeq names its product calcium-activated potassium channel slowpoke (gene slo). The record is from RefSeq and is a predicted model, not a curated record. Gene Ontology annotation, biological process: potassium ion transport; transmembrane transport. The transcript has 27 exons. Lineage: Eukaryota; Metazoa; Arthropoda; Insecta; Lepidoptera; Pyralidae. The coding region runs from base 441 to 4025 and encodes 1194 amino acids. Gene Ontology annotation, cellular component: postsynaptic membrane. Gene Ontology annotation, molecular function: large conductance calcium-activated potassium channel activity.